This is a messenger RNA of Eriocheir sinensis (Chinese mitten crab), 3204 nucleotides long. RefSeq lists its product as uncharacterized. Gene Ontology annotation, molecular function: RNA polymerase II cis-regulatory region sequence-specific DNA binding; DNA-binding transcription factor activity, RNA polymerase II-specific. The record is from RefSeq and is a predicted model, not a curated record. Bases 464 to 2635 code for a protein of 723 amino acids. The transcript has 6 exons. Lineage: Eukaryota; Metazoa; Arthropoda; Malacostraca; Decapoda; Varunidae. Gene Ontology annotation, biological process: anatomical structure morphogenesis; regulation of DNA-templated transcription; cell differentiation.
CGACGCCUUCCUCUGCGUCAGGUUACCGAAAAGAAGAAAAUGAAGGCAGGGAGUGUGGUGGCAUCAUCGGAGGGGCGGGCAGCGCAGCCAUGGCCGACCACCGCCACUGGUUCAGUGCUCAACCACGCAGGGCUGUCGCCGGCCCGCACUCCCCGUGGUCACCCGUCGCCCCCACUCUGCCCGGCCGCCGCCCGCGCCGCGAGUGCCCCGCCUCAGCGCUGCCGCCCCGCCGCGUGUUGUCCUGACGAGCCGCGCCGCGGCGGCACAGCGGCGAGAGUGAGUGUCGGCGCGGCGAAGUGAGGCCUCGCGAGGCCAAGUGUGCGGCGCGAUGAGUGAUGCGGCCCUGGCGGCGCAGUGCCACACAGGCGUCGGGACCCUGCCGCUGGCACUGCAGGAUCGGCCGCAAGCUGGCAGGGCUUGAGUCACAGUGCCGCAGGACCAAAGCGACGCAGAACACAGCGACAUGAUGUCCCUCACCACCGGGGAGUGUUCCCUGGCGGGCUUCGGGCUGCCGCAGGUGGGCGCCGCAGCCUCGCCGGGCCACGCCCACCUUGACUACAACGACAACGUGACGGGCUCGCCCAUGGCCGCCCAUCCCGGCGACGGCGGCGGCCACCACUACGCCGGCCAGGGCGGCCUCUUGGGCGGCCCCUACCACCCCGCGGGGCUGCCGGGCCAGCUGGAGUGUGGCCUCAACGCUGCCCCGCUGCGACCACUCCCCCACGGGGCCGCCCACCCGGGGGGCCUCAUGUACCCCAGCCCCACGCCCCUGCUGCCCCACCUCCAACACCAGCAGCACCCCCACCACGCCCACCAUCACCACCACCACCCGCGGGGCAUGGAGCCCUACCCCGGCGGCGGCGGCGGCCACCGCUGGGAGGGCGGGGGCGGCGGUGGUCGGGGCGGGGCGGGGGAGAAGGCGCGGCGGGAGCAGCGGAUCCGGCGUCCCAUGAACGCCUUCAUGGUGUGGGCCAAGGUGGAGCGCAAGAAGCUGGCGGACGAGAACCCCGACCUGCACAACGCCGACCUCUCCAAGAUGCUGGGCAAGAAGUGGCGCUCGCUGACCCCCACGGACCGCCGCCCUUACGUCGAAGAAGCGGAGCGACUUCGACUAAGGCACAUGGCGGAGUAUCCGAACUACAAGUACCGCCCGAGACGCCGCAAGCCUCAGCAGCCCAAGAAGCCCAAUGGCCCCCCUCAGCAGCAGCCGGCACCCCUGGGACCUUCGGGGCAGCCAGUGGGAGGGGGAAGGAGGAGCCAGGGGGAAGCCAUGACCCCGACCCCAGCUGUUAGUGUCUCUUCGUCUCUUAACACGCCCGAGACCUCGCCUGGUAGUUCCCCCGAUCCUGAUCCCCGGAGAGGCUCAGGUCACCACCCCCACCACCAUCACCACCAUCACCACCUCCUUCAGCACCACCAGCAUCACCAGCAGCAGCAGCACAACCGGUCGCAUACAGGCUCCUCGUCCUCGUCCGGCGUGGGGGGCGGCCCGCUGCCCACGCCGCCGGAGGUGUCGCCGGGGGCCGGGCCCGAGGAGGACGCCACUCCGGUCUCGCGCCUCAUCUCCCUGUUCGAGCGCGCGCCAGCCUUCCCCGACGCCUUCCACUCCCUCAGCAGCAUCGUGUCCUCCUACAACCCCGCCUCUUCUCCCGACGCAGGAGGGAGUGAGGGCGACGAGGGGCUGGAGGGGAGCUACGUGCAGCCCCCCGACCCGCGCCCCACCCAGGAGGGAGAGGCCCCGACGCACUACUCCGCCCUCCACAACCCCAGAGGGAAGCCCGUAUGCUGCCCAGCUGACAGCCCGCCGCGGGGGGAUGCCGACAGAGUCCCCCGUAGGGAGUACAACACGCCCCCCGGCCCCCCACCUCCCCCAGGUCCCCCAGCGCCGGGGCUCCACCAGCACGCCGUCAAAGUCGAGCCGCCGUCGCUGCCGCAGGUGUCGUGUGUCUACCCCGCCACCCCCGCCCCGCCGGCGGCCUCCCCCGCCCCGCCCCCCGCCGCGCCCAUGGUCCCUUACGGCUACUCCCCAGGGCCGCACCCGCCCUACCCCGCUAUGGCCCCGCCGCCCAUGGUGGCCUACCACGGGCCGGUCGGACCACACCAGGGCCACUACCCGCCCGUGGGCCAUGACGUGGACCUGGAGGUGGACCGCGCCGAGUUUGACCGGUACCUGAGCGGCCAGGAGUGCGGGGGGCCGGGGCGGCCACAACAGCAGGCGGUGGGGGGCGGGGGCUGGGGGACGCCGCAGCACCCACACCCACCGCAGUGCCCGCCGCGCCAGGACUACCGCCACGAGUACCCGGACCAGUACCGCGAGGCCAGCGAGGCAGCGUACCGCGAGGAGCAGCUGCGCCUGGACUACCGCGGCGACGCGCUGGCCAGCUACCGGGACGACGGCCACGCCUUCCCGCGCGACGACCACCCCGAGGCCGAGUACCCCGAGGCCGAGUACCCGCGCCUGCACCACUAUCGGGGCGAGCGCCAGCACUACCCCGGCGAGCAGCUGUACCGCGGCUACGAGGGCGGCCUGGCAUACCCCGCCGAGGACUACCGCGGGCCCGUGGGCGGCGUGGGCGUGGGCGGCACCCUACUCAGCGCCCUGGCAGACGUCAGGCACAUGUACUUUGACCCAUAGUGACCCCCUGCCACACCCUUGAAACCCCUCCCCCACCCCAUCAUGCCCCUCUACCCCCUGUAUUCCUCACCCCAACCCCCCUGCCGCGCCCCUAACCCCCUCCCCCACCCCAUCAUGCCCCACCUACACCCCUGCACUCCAUUCCCUUAUCUUGCUCCUCUUCUUCUUCCUCCCCUUCCUCAGCCUCUCUUUCUCUUCCUCAACUCCCCUCCCUCCCCCUUCUUUUACUCCACUCCCCCCCUCCUCCUCCUCCUUAACCCCUUCUCCACAAAGACAGAGGGAGAGAAGGGGAGAAAUUGGAGAAGGAAAGAGGGAGAAGGGAGAGGAGGAAAGGGAGUAUUGGUUUGGGAGUGUCCUUUUUUUCCUUCCUUUUUUUUCGUUUUUUCCUUUAUCAGACUUUCCCUUCUCUCUCUCUCUCUCUCUCUCUCUCUCUCUCUCUCUCUCUCUCUCCUAACAACACAAUUACAUAUAUAUUUUUAUACAAGAUUCUAAUUAGUGUUGAAAGCGUCCCAUUAGUUACACACACACACACACACACACACACACACACACACACACACACACACGCA